AUGUCAUAUUUUGACUCAAUCAAACAUAAAGCAUCAAGAAGACUUUUACUAAUUGUGGGAAUCUCAGUCUCCUUAAUCAUAACAAUAGUCAUUUGUCUUCAUUCAACAUCAGUUAUUUUCCCAUAUAAAUCUGAAUCCUCUUCAAAUGACCCUUCCAGCAGUAGUACCUCUUCUUCUUCUUCUUUCUCCCCCUUUUCUUCAAAAAAAUCCUUAAAAUCCCCAGCAAACACUACCCUCGGAUUUCACAAGUUUUUUUAUAUCAACCUCGAUACUCGUUACGAUCUUGAUGAUAUCAUCCAACUCCAAUCAGAUGUUGCUGGAAUCACUCCUGACCUUUGGCCUGCAAUGAAAGUCUCAGAUCUCACACUCAAAGGCCUUCCACCAAGUGCAGGCGAAUGGCCAAAGGAACCAAGUGGAAUGCUUGCAUGUCUACGAUCACACGCAAAUAUUUGGCGCCAAAUGCUUAAAGAAAAAUGGGGAUCUGUUCUCAUUCUUGAGGCAGAUUCUGCCUGGGACGUUAAUGUCCGCCAAAUGAUGGCCAAUUUCGCAGACGCUUUACAAGAUGCUUUACCUGCAUUUAGUGCAAUGAAUAUCACAAACUCAAAAGCUGCCCCCCAUGGAAACCCCAAAGACUAUGUUGCCACUGAAAAUGAUCCUUAUAUGGCCCAGCACUGGGAUAUUUUACAAUUCGGUGGGUGCUUUGAAAAAAAGGAAAGAGCAAAAUAUAAGCAUGUCUAUUAUGACCCAACUGCUCACAGAAAACCUAUCCCUUACGCCGAUGGAUCAGAACUUGGACCUCACGAGCGAGCAAUUCGUUGGCAAAAUGAACUCAUGUGUACUACUGCAUAUGCAAUCACUCCCACAGGUGCUCGGAAAUUACUUUUGCGUAUGUCACUACAACUCAAUACUCCUGUUGAUGGAUUAAUUUCUGAGUUAGUACGUGAAGACAAAUUACGAGCUUAUUCUACAACUCCCAAUGUUUUUAUUCAAUGGCAAUAUCGUGAUGGAUUAGGUUCGAAUAAUAAAAAUAGUGAUAUUUCCAAAUUUAAGCCAGGAGAUGAUGCAUCUCAAGAAGCUCGAAAUAAAAUGUGGGCCUUGGCUCGUAAGGAAAUGAAGAUUUGGCAAUACAAUGGUUUAUUUUCAACGUCUGGGUUUUUACAUCCAGCUCUUGGAGGACAAGCAGAACAACUUUAUGGUAUCGUACCAUCAUGA
Messenger RNA from Magnusiomyces paraingens, 1212 nucleotides. RefSeq lists its product as uncharacterized. Lineage: Eukaryota; Fungi; Ascomycota; Dipodascomycetes; Dipodascales; Dipodascaceae. The transcript has a single exon. The record is from RefSeq and is a predicted model, not a curated record. Bases 1 to 1212 code for a protein of 403 amino acids.